AUGAUUCAAGCAGACUCAGAAACCACAGCCAAUGGCAAUGGCAGCUCUCAAGUGAAGACCGAAGAUACUGCACAAUUCAUCAAGUUACCAGAUACUGCUUCUUACCCAACCGGAAGUUUGGACUUCUUGGUCAAGUUGAGGAAGGAACAAGCACAACAAGAGGCAAUGGAGAAGCUAUCCUUACAUGACCGGAGAGACAAGCCAUCACGACUAAGCCUCAAGAUUGUCAUUGUGGGCGCCGGUCUCGGUGGGCUGGCAGCAGCCAUCGCCUUGGCUAGGAAAGGCCACAAAGUGACCGUGGUUGAGCAAGCCCCAUUUUUAGCAGAGGUUGGUGCUGGUAUUCAGAUCCCGUCGAACUCGAGUCGACUCCUGAUCAAAUGGGGCUUGAAACCCUAUCUUGCCGCCAAAGUCGUGACGCCUGAGAGCAUAGCAUUUAAACGCUGGCAAAAUGGCGAUGUCAUUGCACUUACGAAACUCGUGCCAGAGUUCCAGGAGAACUUUGAUGCUCCGUACUAUGUCGUUCACCGAGCACAUUUCCACGAUGCUUUGUAUCAACUGGCACUGGAGCUGGGUGUGGAUGUCAUUUUAAACUCCAAAGUGAACAACUACGACGAAAAUGCGCCAUCAGUCACCGUCGAAGAUGGCAAGACAUAUACCGGAGACCUGGUCAUCUGUUCCGAUGGCGUUAAGUCCAUCGGAAGGAGUAAAGUCCUCGCUGGUGUCGAUCAGGCUCCCUUGCGGACAGGCUUCGCCGCAUACAGAGCCACUGUCGACGUCGAGAAGAUGAAAGCCCAUCCGGACACGGCCAAGCUGUUGUUGGUUCCCGGCCUCAACUUGUGGAUUGGAGAAAUGCGACACGUGAUGACCUACACCAUCUCCGGUGGCAAGGCGUUCAAUAUGGUCUUGUCACAUCCCGACCGCUCGGACCCCGCAGGCUGGGUCAAACAAAGCCCAGAAAACAUCCUCUCCCAGAUGCGAGAACACUUCAACGGCUGGGACCCGACACUCACCAAGAUCAUCGACAUGAUCGACACAACCCUGAAGUGGCCUCUCCUGAGCGGUACACCACUGAAGAGCUGGGUGGCCUCCUCGAACAAACUCCUGAUCAUGGGCGAUGCCGCUCACGCCAUGGUGCCAUACAUGUCCCAAGGCGCAGCCAUGGCCGUCGAAGAUGCAGCAGCACUGGCCGAAGCGAUCGACCUCGUCGACAAUGCCGCCGAUCUCCCCGAGGCUUUACACAUCUGGGAGUCCGUGCGUAUUUUGCGAACAAGCCAGAUGCAAGAGGCGAGUUUGAUCAACGGUAAGCUGUGGCAUUUCCCGGAUGGCCCGGAACAACGUGCACGAGAUGCCGCAACCAGGGCUGAAGUUGAGGGCCGUCAGUUCACGACGAGUGCCAAUCAGUGGAGUGAUCCGACCACACAGCGAUGGUGCUAUGGCUAUGAUGCCGAGGCUGAAGUGAAGAAGGCUUGGGAUGGUAGAUUGCCCAGCAAAGGUAUAUCGAAUGGUCAUUGA
Exophiala bonariae is the source of this 1512-nucleotide messenger RNA. RefSeq lists its product as uncharacterized. The record is from RefSeq and is a predicted model, not a curated record. The transcript has 3 exons. Lineage: Eukaryota; Fungi; Ascomycota; Eurotiomycetes; Chaetothyriales; Herpotrichiellaceae. Gene Ontology annotation, molecular function: FAD binding; monooxygenase activity. The coding region runs from base 1 to 1512 and encodes 503 amino acids.